UUAUUGUGAUGGUUGACUAUCUUCAUGACACAGUCAUGUAUAAACUUUAUCAAUCAGAGAAAUGAUGUCUCCGUCGAGAGUAAGGCUAAAUAUACCAGGGACUAAAUUCCAAAUAACUCGAAAACUUCUUGAAGCGCAUCCUCAUACAACGUUGGGGAAACUAAUUACUGAUGCAGAUGUUUCAAAAUCUGAGGAAUUUUAUUUUGAUAGACCUGCAACACCUUUUGAAUCUAUAUUGACAUUUUACCAAACAGGAAGGCUUCAUCUACCACAAAACAUAUGUCCAAAUGUUUUCAAAGGAGAGCUGGAAUAUUGGAAGAUAGACUAUAAACAACUAGACAGAUGCUGUUUGUUUAACUACAUACAAUUUCUGGACAGUAACAAAACUAAAUUAGACUUCCAGAACGCAAUUGAACCAGAAAUAGCAUGUUUAUCCUGUCCUCUAUCUACUAGAAAUCGUAUUUGGGGGAUACUAGAUUACAAAGAUAAAUCAUGGAUAGCAAAGCUAGUUUUGCUCAACGGUAUUUUGUUCGUUUUGCUGUCCUUGUUAACACUUGCGCUCAGUUCGUUGCCAAGAUACCGUCGCCCACUUACUACCUGUGAAUACUACGAAUACAGCUUAUCGAAAGAUAAAACAAACCCAGCGAUACUUAACUUUUUAGAGCAGCACGACUGUAACAAAUUGCAGGUAUCUGAAUCUGGAGACGAAUUUUAUUAUUACUACUACGACUAUAAUUAUUACUAUUAUGAUCAGGAUGACAAUACUACUGAACUUCCAUCAUUACCAACAUCGUCACAAAAUCCGGAUAAAACAAAAAAGCAAACAACAAUAAAAAUUGAGCCUUCAAAUGUUUCGCUCAAAUUAGACAUUUUCUACCAGAUAGAUUACUCAGCAACUGCCUUCUUCACUUUAGAACUCAUAUUGAGACUUAUGGUUUGUCAAGGUGUUUUUCUAUAUUAUAAAAACGUUUUGAACGUAAUCGAUACCAUUGUUUUACUCGGAACAUUUGUCGAUAUUGUCCUAUGGAACUUACAGUCAUCAUAUAAGUUUUCGUCCGAACUUACCAGUUUUAUUGAUUUUAUCAAGUUUCUUAGAGUUUUUCGCCUUUUGAAAUAUUACCAACAUUUCACUUACGUUCAAGUUGUAAAAUUUUCAAUAAAACGAAACGCUAAAGAUCUACUAAUAAUGUUAUUCCAUAUUGGAGCCUUUCUUUUGAUUUUUGCAAACAUUAUAUACCUAACAGAAGAUCGAGAUAAUAUAGAUAGCAUACCACAAGGAUGGUGGCUAGGACUUGUCACCUUGACUACGGUGGGUUAUGGAGAUUUGUCUCCAAAAACAUUUCUGGGAAAGAUAACCUGUAGUGUGUGUGCACUAUGUGGAAUUUUCAUGAUGUCAAUGAUCAUUCCAAUUUUUGUUGAUACAUUUGUAACUUUGUACGGAAUAGCUCAUGUAGAGAUCGCUGAAGAAAAGAAAGACCAAGAACAUACCAAUGUAUUUACUAAAGUGAAGUCGAUAACAACACUGAAUAUGACACAGACUUUUCAGGAAAGAGACAAGACUGUAAAAUGAAAUUUAACAAAUAUUUUGUAACAAGAACUUUGAAUUCUUAGAUAUUAGAAAUCUUAUAAUUAAUAUGCAUAUUUGUUAUGCUUUAACUAAACCUUUGGUUUUUUUUAUGGUAAGCUAGUUUCUCAGUUUGCCUUCUGUGUUUUACUUCCUUAAGCCCUUCAAAUACAAAAAAGUACUUUCUGUAUUUGGAGGGCCUAAGAUAGGCAAACAGUUACUGUGCUAUCAUAAGACCCUCCAGAGAUUUUCAACGAAUUUUAAUUUUGGCCUUUUUUUCAUAUCUAUAAUUGUGACCUUUGGCUUUCAAUUGCAAUUGUCAAAGGACUACUCACAUACAUGGAAAAGUUUAAUUCUAGUUGUCACAGAUUUAUGUAUUGAAACGGUUGUAGUUUCUUUUCUGAUUUUAGAUAAAUAAAGUCAAUGUA
Messenger RNA from Mytilus californianus (California mussel), 1992 nucleotides. Its product is annotated as potassium voltage-gated channel protein Shab-like. Gene Ontology annotation, molecular function: protein binding; voltage-gated potassium channel activity. The record is from RefSeq and is a predicted model, not a curated record. The transcript has 2 exons. Bases 62 to 1570 code for a protein of 502 amino acids. Gene Ontology annotation, biological process: protein homooligomerization; potassium ion transmembrane transport. Gene Ontology annotation, cellular component: membrane; voltage-gated potassium channel complex. NCBI's taxonomy places the organism in Eukaryota, Metazoa, Mollusca, Bivalvia, Mytilida, Mytilidae.